Molecule: messenger RNA, 173 nt
Organism: Racocetra persica
Lineage: Eukaryota; Fungi; Glomeromycota; Glomeromycetes; Diversisporales; Gigasporaceae
Source: the annotation of a GenBank genome assembly
CACAAGAAUCAGCUAAUAUAAUAAUUGAAGAUUUUGAAAAUGAAACUGAUGAAAAUAAUAAAACUGAUCUACACCUCUCUGCAUCUUUUUUAGGAUCUAAAGAUGGUGCUUUUCUCAUGUUGCAAAUGCUUUUGCUUUUGCCCGCUGUCGAGAAAAACCAAGCUUCUUCAUAA